Molecule: messenger RNA, 291 nt
Organism: Phalaenopsis equestris
Lineage: Eukaryota; Viridiplantae; Streptophyta; Magnoliopsida; Asparagales; Orchidaceae
Product: L10-interacting MYB domain-containing protein-like
Exons: 2
Source: RefSeq, a predicted model, not a curated record
AUGAAACUAAAGAACAAAUGGGAUCAAUUAAAGAAGAACUGGAAGCUUUGGAAGGAGCUUAAAAGGGGAUCAACUGGAUUGGGAUGGGAUCCAGUCAAACGGACAAUUGAUGCACCUGAGGAAUGGUGGGCAGAAAAGUUAGCGGUUGUGCCCGUGGCAAAAAAAUUCAAAUUUAAUGGAAUUGAACCAGCCUUGGAGGAGAAAUUGGAUGGCAUGUUUACUGGUGUUGUAGCAACAGGAACUCAUUUUUCCACCCCUAAUGAGCAGGGUGUUGCAAACCUAGCUGAGGAU